AUGUAUGUGAAUCAUGUGAAGGUAGAAAAAGGAAGACCUCGGAAGAGAGCUUGUACAGAGGCUCGUACAGAUUAUGCUUCUGGUCCUUUUAUUGCUUCUACUCCUGCUUCUGGCAGUUCGGUAAGAAAGAAGAGAGCGAAAAGCUUGAAGGCCCUCGAGAAAGUUAUGACUGAUGGGUUUGGGCAGUGCUUGAAGGAUAUGAAGGCUUUUGGGGAUAGGAUGGACGCUGUGGAGAAAGUGGUUGGAAUCACCAAAAAAGCGACUGCAUCAAAUGAUCUCCAACUCACUCUUCCAGACUCGCCUGAACGUAGGCCCGAUCUCAGGAGUGAGAGUGUGAUGGGGGCGAAAGCAGGAAGUGGUAAAAAUAUACAAGAUGACGUCCAAGAUCCCAAAGAGAAGGAGAGUUCUUCCAAAGAGCUUAACGAGAUUGAGAGUUCUUCCAAAGAGCUGAAUGAAAAUGAGAAUUCUUCCAAAGAGCUGAAAAAGAAUAAGAAUUCUUCCAAAAGAGCUGAGUGUUGUCUUCCAUCAGACUACGAGGAUGUCCAAGCUACUGGUAUCACUACGUCAGAGGGAGCUUAG
Molecule: messenger RNA, 579 nt
Organism: Eruca vesicaria subsp. sativa (arugula)
Lineage: Eukaryota; Viridiplantae; Streptophyta; Magnoliopsida; Brassicales; Brassicaceae
Source: the annotation of a GenBank genome assembly